Terrapene triunguis (Three-toed box turtle) is the source of this 809-nucleotide messenger RNA. RefSeq names its product NADH:ubiquinone oxidoreductase subunit B10 (gene NDUFB10). The transcript has 4 exons. The coding region runs from base 82 to 615 and encodes 177 amino acids. Lineage: Eukaryota; Metazoa; Chordata; Testudines; Emydidae. The record is from RefSeq and is a predicted model, not a curated record.
CUGACCCCCCCCGCCAGCUUUGGUAGGUGGUCGCCAUCUUGUCCGGGCCGGCGGUGAGGGAGAAUCCGCUGCGGUGUCGCGAUGCCGGACGACUGGGACCCGGAGGUGUACAAGAGCCCGCCGAGCCGCACCCCCAUCCCCGAGAAGCGCUCGUCGCUGCCCAACCCGCUCACUAUCCUCGAGACCCUCUUUUACUACACCGUCGACGCGCCGGUCACCUUCUUCCGAGAAUGGAUGGAACGCCAACAUGCGAAGAGAAGAUCUUAUUACUAUCAUCGGAAUUUCACCCGUGUGCCGGAUCUGACUGAGUGCUUGGAGGAUGACUAUGUAUGCUUCUUUGAAGCUGAGGCGCAGUGGAGGAGGGACAUGAAAGUUGAUCAGGAAAUUGUGAAGAUAAUUCUGGAAAGGGUAGAAGUUUGCCAGACCAGGGAAGGACCUAACUUCAGUCAGAACUGUGCAAAGGAGAUAGAGCAGUUUGCUCAGGUUGCUCAAGCCUAUCAAGAUAGAUAUGCUGAUCUUGGUGCCCAUGGAAAUGCUAGAAAAUGUUUAAUGAAGCAGAAACACAGAAUGAUUGCAGAAAGAAAAGCACAAGCACAAGCAGAAGCAAAAGACUAAGCUCAAAUCCUCAAUGCGUAGUAUUUGAAGUUUAAGGUAUGAAUACUGUAUUGUGAUAGGUUUCAGAGUGGUAGCUGUGUUACUUCUCAUUGUAGUAUGUGAAUCUUCCAAUGUACCUGGAUGCUGAGGCUUGUAUGAGUUGUAUUACUCAACUGUACAAUAAAGCAUUUGCAGAGGACAUCUCUGCCAAAUAA